AUGGAAUUAUAAGAUUCACUCACAUCUACUUACUAUAAUCUAGUCGGAGUAAACAUUAUAUUAUUUAGGUUCUAGGUGACAUCAUUGUUAUUAUUAUUAAACUAACUCAUAAAUACUUCAUUUAGUGUUGAUAAUUCAAAUCCAUAAUUCGAUAAAGCAAAGAAAAGUGCAAAUGGUCUAAUUUUAACCCAACAAAGUAAGUUUCAUCUUAAAUUUUGAGAGCAUUAAUAAACCUACCAAACUGCUCAUCUGAAGCAAAACUAAAUUAUUCCAUAAAAUAAAAAAAUAGAAGUGUAAGUAAUUUUUUAAUACUUAUUAUUAGUUAUAAGGGGAGAUAUAAUAUUUCCUUCAAUCUUAAUCCUUACAUUAAUAUCAUACUUCUUGA
This is a messenger RNA of Paramecium pentaurelia, 385 nucleotides long. Lineage: Eukaryota; Ciliophora; Oligohymenophorea; Peniculida; Parameciidae. The record is from the annotation of a GenBank genome assembly.